Molecule: messenger RNA, 1354 nt
Organism: Daucus carota subsp. sativus
Lineage: Eukaryota; Viridiplantae; Streptophyta; Magnoliopsida; Apiales; Apiaceae
Product: GDSL esterase/lipase At1g74460
Exons: 5
Coding region: 129-1232 (367 amino acids)
Molecular function (GO): hydrolase activity, acting on ester bonds
Source: RefSeq, a predicted model, not a curated record
AAGUCCCAACCUCCUCAACAUAACAUUCACAUUUUCUACAUGCUUUAAAUCCAGCCUUGAAUUAGUAACAUUCCAUAUUCAGUUCCUCUAUUGGCUAAGCAUUUUCGGGUUUUAUUAGCAAUUUGAGCAUGACUUUGAUGGUAAAGCUUGCAUUUGUUGUGACUUUGUUAGUGAUUAGCAUUGAUGGUUACAAUUGCAAAGUUGUGCAGUUCAUCUUUGGGGACUCGUUGUCAGAUGUCGGUAACAAUGACAGACUCUCCAGGAGCCUAGCGAAGGCUAACCUCCCCUGGUAUGGCAUUGAUUUUGGAAAUGGCACGCCUAAUGGCAGGUUCACUAAUGGUCGAACUGUCUCUGAUAUUAUAGGGGAUAAGAUGGGGCUUCCUAGGCCACCGGCUUUUCUUGAUCCGUCUUUAACAGAAGACGUGAUCCUGGAAAACGGUGUGAAUUUUGCCUCUGGAGGUGGGGGAAUCCUGAAUGAAACCGGUGGUUUAUUUAUACAAAGGUUCUCACUCUACAAGCAAAUCGAGCUGUUUCAAGGAACACAGGAAUUAAUGAAAGCCAAAUUGGGGACAGCAGCAGCAGAGAAAUUCUUCCAGGAAUCGCAAUAUGUGGUAGCUCUGGGAAGCAACGACUUUAUCAAUAACUACUUGAUGCCUAUUUACCGCGAUUCAUGGACAUACAACGAUGAAGGCUUCAUCGAUUAUUUAAUGGAGACGCUUGGAGCACAGCUAAAGGUCUUGCAUACGCUGGGGGCACGACAGCUGAUGGUAUUCGGAUUAGGACCUAUGGGCUGCAUUCCGCUUCAGAGAGUUCUGAGUAUAUCUGGUAACGGUGAAUGCCAAGAGAAAACCAAUAACUUGGCUCUUGCUUUCAACAAGGCUGCAAGCAAUCUUCUCGAAAAUUUGUCAAAAAGCCUCCCAAAUGCAACCUACAGAUUUGGAGACGGUUAUGAUGUUGUCAACAAUGUCAUAAAAAAUCCUAAAAAAUACGGAUUCGACAACUCUGAUUCACCAUGCUGCUCAUUCGGACGAAUUAGGCCAGCCCUGACCUGCGUUCCUGCGUCGACAUUGUGCAAAGACAGAAGCAAGUAUCUGUUCUGGGACGAGUACCACCCGUCAGACAGCGCUAAUGAGCUCAUUGCUGAUGAGAUCAUUAAAAAGCUUGGGUUUAAACGGGUUAAUGAGAACAAUGGUCCGUCUCCAGCACCAGCUGAUGCUCCAUCUACCACCUGAGAAUUUUUGUCCACAAUUUACGUUUCGACUUCAAUGUUUACCUUGUGUGCAAGGAGGGAAGUGGCAUGAUUUUGUGUGUGUGAAUAAGGAUUGAUUUGUAAUGAAUUUGGCUUGGCUCACAA